Messenger RNA from Mus caroli (Ryukyu mouse), 1384 nucleotides. NCBI's taxonomy places the organism in Eukaryota, Metazoa, Chordata, Mammalia, Rodentia, Muridae. The record is from RefSeq and is a predicted model, not a curated record.
GGCCGAAAACCAACCAAGGGAAAGAGAAAGAAGAGAAGAAAAAGAAGAAUGUGGACCUGGAAAUCAAAGAGAAUGGGAAAGACAAGGGGAAGGAGGAAGAAAAAAAUAAGAGUAUGGACCUGAAAACCAAGGAGAAUGGGAAAGACAAGGGGAAGGAGGAAGAGAAAAGGAAGAUUGUGGACCUGAAAACCAAGGAGAACGGGAAAGACAAGGGGAAGGAGGAAGAGAAGAAAAGAAAGAGUGUGGACCUGAAAACCAAGGAGAACGGGAAAGACAAAGAGAAGGAAGAGGAGAAAAGAAAGAGUGCAGACCUGAAAACCAAGGAAACCGGAAAAGAGAAGGAAGAGGAGAAAAGAAAGAACCUGAAAACCAAGGAAACCGGAAAAGAGAAGGAAGAGGAGAAAAGAAAGAGUGCGGACCUGAAAACCAAGGAGAAUGGGAAAGACAAAGGGAAGGAGGAAGAGAAAAGGAAAAAUGAUGUGAAAGGCAAGGAGAACGGGACAGGGAUGGAAGCCAAGAAGGAGCAAGGGACGGAGAAAGAGAAGGAACAGGUCACAGAACAGGUCAAGGAGAACACCAACACCUCCAUUAAAACCCUGUACCCGCCGCCGGUAAGAGACCUGGGACCGGGACUUCCGAGGUCACAGCGGGCAUCCAGACCCGCUGGCUCUGUUACGUCAUCGUGGCCGAAGUACGCAGAGAAUCGGGUCUUUUCCGAGGGCUUCUGUCUAUGGAUGGGGGGAAGUGCCAAGGUAGAAAAUAAGCAGAUCCUAGUACUAGGUCUGGAUGGAGCAGGAAAGACCAGUGUCCUCCACUUGCUGGCUUCCAACAGAGUCCAGCACAGCACAGCUCCUACCCAAGGUUUAAAUGCAGUUCACAUCAACUCUGAAGAUAGGCAAAUGGAGUUCCUGGAGAUUGGUGGCAGUGAGCCAUUCCGUUCCUACUGGGAGAUGUACCUCCCCAAGGGGUGGCUGCUGAUCUUUGUGGUAGAUUCAGCUGAUCACAAACGAUUACCUGAAGCCAAGAAAUACCUUCAUCAGCUAAUUAAUCCAAAUCCAGGGCUCCCUCUCGUUGUGUUUGCCAACAAACAGGAUCUCGAAGCGGCUUAUCACAUUACAGAUAUCCACGAUGCUUUGGCUCUGUCUGAAGUGGGGAACGACAGAAAGUUGUUCUUGUUUGGAACUCAGGUGACCAAGAAUGGUUCAGAGAUACCCUCCACCAUGCAAGAUGCCAAAGACCUAAUUACACAUCUGGCCACAGAUAUGUAGAAGAGACUAGGACCCGCCGGCCCAUUGCUCGGCUCCCAUCCACCUACCACCAGAGGGGCUGAAAGACAGGCUCAGCCAAAACUUUCCACUUUCAAUAAAAAAUAAGCCAUGGUUAU